AUGAAGGGAGAAAUAGCAAAUAUCUACCAACAUAGCACUUACAGUUACCUCUGGUUAAGAGACAACUGUCCUUGCGAACAAUGUCUUCACCCUUCCAGCCGACAAAAGCUUCAUUCUUCUGCCGAUAUUCCUCUGGAUAUUAAGCCCGUGGAUGCCCAAAUUAUUGGUCAAGAAGCUCAAAUUACAUGGGAUCAACCCCUUCGACAACGUCAACAAGAAUCAGCUCACGUAAGCCGUUUUCCUCUCGAAUUUUUGAAGCGCUAUCAGUCUAAACAAGCCAGCCAAGAAUUCCGGUUUGGUCAUCUUAAGCCUCAGACAUGGGAUGCAAGUCAAUAUAAAUUGAAUUGGAUAUCAUACGAUGAUUAUAUGAACACAGAGGAGGGCCUAAAUACAGUUGUUCAACGCUUGUAUAACACAGGACUUGUGUUUUUAGAAAACGUCCCUUUAAAGGACGAAGCUGUCACUCAAGUAGCAGAGAGAAUUGGUCCUAUUCAAGAGACAUUUUAUGGCCGAGAUUUUGAUGUCAAGAAUGUAGCUAAGUCUAUCAAUAUUGCUUACACUAGUUUAUACCUAGGAUUCCAUAUGGAUCUUAUGUACAUGGACAGCCCACCUGGUAUUCAACUCUUACAUAGCUUAAAAAACAGUGUCACUGGUGGUGCUAGUAUUUUUGUUGAUUCUUUCCGUGCUGUGGAACUCUUGAAGGACAAAUAUCCUGAAGAUUAUGAAAUUCUCAAGAAAACACCUGUCACAUUCCAUUACUUGAAUAAUGGCCAUCACAUGUAUUACAAGAGACCUACUAUUGUGACUAAUGAACCGCACAGUGGACCUGCAUGGGACAGCCAUGUUAACUAUGCACCUCAAUUUCAGGGCCCUAUGGAUGAUUUAUCACCUGAAGAUGCCAAGAAAUUCUAUGGCGCUUUUCAGAAAUUUGCUGAUUUUAUUGAACAAGAUUCUCUUCGUUAUCAAUUGACUCUACAGCCAGGACAAUUAGUCAUGUUUGCCAAUAGACGGGUUUUGCAUGGACGUACUUCUUUUGACCCUAGCAGUGGUGAUAGACAUUUAAAGGGUACCUAUCUCAACUUGGAUUCCUUGAAAGAUAAACUGAGAGUAUUGAGUGCUCAAUAUGGAUACAAUCCCAAAGCUUAA
Gilbertella persicaria is the source of this 1146-nucleotide messenger RNA. RefSeq lists its product as uncharacterized. The coding region runs from base 1 to 1146 and encodes 381 amino acids. NCBI's taxonomy places the organism in Eukaryota, Fungi, Mucoromycota, Mucoromycetes, Mucorales, Choanephoraceae. Gene Ontology annotation, biological process: carnitine biosynthetic process. The transcript is spliced from 3 exons. Gene Ontology annotation, molecular function: oxidoreductase activity. The record is from RefSeq and is a predicted model, not a curated record. Gene Ontology annotation, cellular component: mitochondrion.